Molecule: messenger RNA, 1166 nt
Organism: Hevea brasiliensis (rubber tree)
Lineage: Eukaryota; Viridiplantae; Streptophyta; Magnoliopsida; Malpighiales; Euphorbiaceae
Product: S-norcoclaurine synthase 1-like
Exons: 4
Coding region: 97-1149 (350 amino acids)
Source: RefSeq, a predicted model, not a curated record
GAUUGAUAUCACGAAUAGGUCUGUCCAUGGAUAUAUAGAAUUGUUUAAAUAAGGUAGAUUGUCUCUGGAAAAAAAAGAGUAAGGAAUAUUGGAGAAAUGGGGAACGAAGAAGGGUGGACAAAGGACGUAGGAGGUUCUCUUCCUUUUGAGAAUGUGCAGGCACUUGCUUCCAAGAGGCUUAAGGACAUACCACACAGAUAUAUCCGGCCUGACCUGGAAUUUGACAAGGUUUCCAUGGAUGAAUCUCUCCAAAUUCCAGUGAUUGAUAUGAGCAAGUUGGUGCGAAAUCAAUCAGGCCAUGGUGAUGAACUGGGUGAGCUUCAUUUCCAGCUGAUAAAACAUGGGGUUCCAGCAGAAGUGAUAGAGAAUAUGAAGAUGGAGAUAAAAGAGUUCUUUAAGCUGCCAUUGGUGGAGAAGAUGUCCUGUGCUCAGCUGCCAAAUGAUAUUCAAGGGUAUGGGCAAGCCUUUGUUGUUUCUGAAGAGCAAAAGCUUGAUUGGGGUGACAUGCUUUUCCUUCUUUCCAAGCCUGCCUCAAUAAGAAAUAUGCGAUUUUGGCCUAUUACUCCCACUUCUUUUAGAGCAACCUUUGACAAGUAUUCAUCAGAGGUGCAAAGAAUUGCAGUAUCCUUGCUGCGGUUGAUGGGCAGGAAUUUGGGGAUAGACCCAGAGAAGCUUAGAAGCAUAUUUGAAGAUGGAACACAAGCGAUAAGAAUGAACUAUUAUCCACCUUGUGUAGAGGCAAACAAGGUCAUGGGCCUAAAUACUCACUCUGAUUCCACUGGAUUGACAUUGUUAAUUCAAGCAAAUGAAGUUCAAGGAUUACAAAUCAAGAAAAAUGGUAAAUGGGUACCCAUCACACCCAUCCCUGGUGCCUUUAUUGUCAAUAUUGGUGACAUCAUUGAGAUAAUGAGCAAUGGGAAAUAUAAGAGCAUAGAGCACAGAGCUGCUGUAAACCCAGAAAACGAAAGGCUUUCAAUUGCAGCAUUUCAUGGUCCAAAUUUGAAGAGCAUUAUAGCACCUCUGGAAGAUCUUGUUAAGGAAGAGACACCAAAUUACAAGUCCUUGACACAUGAAGAAUUUGUGAAGCUGGUUGUGAGCAGCAAACUUGAUGGUAAAAGCUUAGUGGGUCACAUGAAAUUGGUACACUGAAGAAAGCUUUUGCCCAG